Protopterus annectens (West African lungfish) is the source of this 973-nucleotide messenger RNA. RefSeq names its product histone H2A.Z. Gene Ontology annotation, molecular function: structural constituent of chromatin; DNA binding; protein heterodimerization activity. The coding region runs from base 157 to 543 and encodes 128 amino acids. NCBI's taxonomy places the organism in Eukaryota, Metazoa, Chordata, Ceratodontiformes, Protopteridae. Gene Ontology annotation, cellular component: nucleosome. The transcript has 5 exons. The record is from RefSeq and is a predicted model, not a curated record.
UGGAGGAGUAGUACACCAGAGUGCCCGGAUGUCGGCUGCUCGUACGGUAUAAGUAGAGCAAUGAAGGCGGGAGGUGUAUUACUUUGAAUUGUAGCGCCGGAGGGAUUUGCUGUUUCCUUUGUCUGUUUUUUAACGGAACUACCGAUUUGUUGUAUAAUGGCUGGUGGUAAAGCUGGGAAAGACUCUGGAAAAACCAAGACAAAGGCGGUUUCCCGCUCGCAGCGGGCCGGACUGCAGUUCCCGGUUGGUCGUAUCCACAGACAUUUGAAGUCCAGGACCACAAGCCAUGGGCGUGUGGGAGCAACGGCAGCAGUGUAUAGUGCGGCCAUUCUGGAGUAUUUGACAGCGGAGGUCCUUGAGUUGGCAGGAAAUGCGUCUAAAGACUUGAAGGUAAAGCGUAUCACACCUCGCCAUCUGCAGCUUGCUAUUAGAGGUGACGAAGAACUGGAUUCUCUCAUCAAGGCUACAAUCGCUGGUGGUGGUGUCAUCCCUCACAUACACAAGUCCCUGAUUGGCAAGAAAGGACAACAGAAGACUGUCUAAUGAUCUGCUGUGAGAUUUCUGGACUGUCUAGACAGUGUCCAGUGUUGCAGUAGUGGACUGUAAAACAAAACAUGACUUGCUUUUGUAAUAGUUUUAGACUUGGGACCCCUGGAGCUGUAUUUAAGCAUUCUAUUUUCAAACCAUUUUGGACUUUGUCUUAAGGUUUUAAGUGUUACUGUGGCUUCAGAGAAGCUGUUUUGAUUCUAAAGUAGAUGUUCUGUAGCGUGUGGUCAACUUGAGUUAACCGUUGGGUUUGUACACCUAAAUUGGGAAUUUAUCGUGUGAUUUAAAUUUGUGCAGACAGUUUUAUAAUUUCUACUGGCUUGUCUGUCCUCUUGGACAGAAGUGUGCUUUAACAAGUUUGAAAGUUUUAUGACUUGUACUGGUUUUGGCUGUCCACCUCUGUGGAUAUUAAAAGGAAAGAAAAUAA